This is a messenger RNA of Uranotaenia lowii, 1498 nucleotides long. Its product is annotated as mitochondrial outer membrane protein SLC25A46-like. The record is from RefSeq and is a predicted model, not a curated record. Gene Ontology annotation, cellular component: mitochondrial outer membrane. The transcript has 6 exons. Gene Ontology annotation, biological process: mitochondrial membrane fission; mitochondrial fission. Bases 135 to 1436 code for a protein of 433 amino acids. Lineage: Eukaryota; Metazoa; Arthropoda; Insecta; Diptera; Culicidae.
UUUUGACAUAUUAUGUUCCUUUUUUGCGGCCUCGCUAAAUAGGAAAAAAUUUGCAACAAACAGAAAAACUAAAAAUUACAGUAAAUUUAUCUUGGUUUUUAUUUAUGUAGCCAGCAUUUUCAUCCAUAUUUUACAUGCAUAACGAUAUGGCGGGCUUGGAACAUUACGAAAGAUAUCUGGAAGAUGACGAAGAUCAGUUAGAUAACAUAGUCCGCUUCCAUCCCGCUUUUAAAUCACCACUCGAAACCUCCCAUUAUCAGUUUAUCAAUUCAGAGCGAGAUUUGACUCUUCCGCUUCAAAAGCACAAGAAUGUUCAACCAAUCUACGAAAGUCCGGAUGAUGAGAUUUCUAUCCGGAAGUACUUGGGCGCUAGUGUGAACUUGAUAAGUUUAAUCACAGAGAACCUUCUGUGUCAUCCGUUCCUGGUGCUUCGCAGGCAGUGUCAGGUUCACCAUAGUUCACAGAAGUAUCACAUCGUUCCCCUCACAUUGGUUCCAGUUAUCGUACAUUUGCACCAACGUCAGGGCGUGACCACGCUAUGGAAGGGCAUUGGAAGCGUUCUGCUAGUGCGAGGGAUGACCCUUGCUGUUGAGGAUGUUAUUUCCAAAUUUACACCGUGGCCAAAAGAGGUAAAUUCAAAAACGACGCUCAAGCAGUUUGGACAGCAUUUGCUGCUUAAAUGCAUCAGCUUGGCAACGAUUGUACCGUUCUACUCGGCGUCCCUGGUUGAAACAGUCCAAAGUGAUAUAGCCAGCGAAAAGCCCGGUAUCUUCGAUGUGUUUCGUGAAGGUGCUAGUCGACUUGUUGCAUGGAGUGCCCCACAAAAAGGACGUAUGCUACCCAUUUGGUCGCUGAUGGGUCCCAGUAUAUCACUUGGAAUAUCCAAAUAUAUAUGCCAGCUGUUCAUCAGAGGUAUAUCUACUCGGAUAAUGUGCCGUCGAGUAACGUUUUUCGAUGAGAAACAAGGUGCUCGUCCACGGGACUUCACUGCACAAAGUCAAGUGAUCGAGGUCUACUCAACGAUGAUAUCUUUAAUGACAACAGAAAUCAUAUUUUAUCCCUUUGAAACUAUUCUUCACCGGAUUCAGCUUCAAGGAACCCGUACAAUUAUCGAUAACUUGGAUUCGGGAUAUUCUGUGGUCCCGAUAUUGACCAGCUAUGAGGGAGUGGUCGAUUGCUAUCGUCAAACGAUGGUUACCGAAGGUAUAACGGGUUUGUAUAAAGGUUUCGGCGCUAUGUUACUUCAAUUCGCUGCUCACGUUGCUGUGAUUAAGUUAGGAAAGUGGGUGAUCACUCAGAUUUCGGAAAUCAUGUCAAACAAACCACCACCAAAGGUUGCAGAAUAUUACAACUUAGACGUAAAAAAUUCGGGCGGCUCAGUCACUAUGUCCAGAAGCAUCAGCGGAAUCAGCUCACUAAGUGACGAGCUAUCCUAAGUCCAAUAAAUCACUAGGAAUGCUGUUUUGUUGGUAAAAUAAACGAUCGAAUUGUUUCGGAA